Messenger RNA from Saprolegnia diclina VS20, 717 nucleotides. RefSeq lists its product as hypothetical. The transcript has a single exon. The record is from RefSeq and is a predicted model, not a curated record. NCBI's taxonomy places the organism in Eukaryota, Oomycota, Saprolegniomycetes, Saprolegniales, Saprolegniaceae. The coding region runs from base 28 to 696 and encodes 222 amino acids.
GCGGUGGUGAUUUCUUAUUGUACGAGAAUGACGAGCCGUACUAGCGCCAGCUUGCUGCUGCUACAAGUGGACGCGGGGACCUGCAUUGGCUUCAAGGCGCUUCCACACCCGCUCACUGCACUCCCGCAUUCCAAUGGCAGUGACUGGUCGGCGCUCUACCCCCAGUUCACUCUGGAGCAAGCCGUCGCGUACGCCCCCAACCAGUGGGAGCGGGGCCACGCUCAAGUUCAGAUCGUCGCACUUACGCUUCGUACACCACUCACGCUCCUGUUGUGCAACGACCACGUCUUUCGAGCUGGCUCGAUCGAUGGCGCGGCCAAGGCAGCGCGACUUCGCGAGGUGUAUACGCAGUUCCAAGCACAGCGUCCCCUUUCAACGUCGUUGCCGCUGCUGGAUGCCUUUGGUGCCAUUGACACGGCCGUCGUUCUUUGGGACGCAACGACGCCCGAGCUUUUGUUGCCUCACGCGCUGACCUCGACCGACCGACUGCACGUCUCGUCACCGCUCAUGAUUCUGGAAGAGAGUGCGACGUGGCCGUGCUCCCUUGGUCGCAUUGUGGGCCACGAAGACCUUCCGCGCGCCUUGUUGCUCGACAGCGCGACCUGGCUCCCAGCAGUACGCCUCGAUCCAUCCACGACCGUGGCGCCAUCCCUCUUGACUGCCAUCGCUCGCCAUUUCAAUACGUGUUGUAGCUAACUCGCUUGCGAGCGACUCUGC